AUGCCAGAGACAGCAGUCUGGGUGACCGGUUGGGCCAAGAAACAAGCCAGAACUGUGCAAAUCCACAGUCUGGAGCUUCUUCCCGAUCGCCUGGAGAAGAGUGUCAAGGUCCUCAACAGACUUUGCGAGGAUACGCAACACUGCACAUUUGAGGCUGGCGAUAUCAAAGACGCUCCUCAGGACCUCCGCGAGCAUGACGUCGUUGACUUCAACGCCGCAGUUGGAUCGACAACUUUGGAGGAGGAGAAUAUUUUGCUUAGCGUGGUGUAUCGUAUGAGGGCGGGCGCUCUUGUGCUGACGCGAAGCACUCCUUCUAUCAAGACUAUGGCAUAUCCUGUAAGUGGCGCUGCUUUGAACCACAGUGAAUAA
Molecule: messenger RNA, 369 nt
Organism: Fusarium odoratissimum NRRL 54006
Lineage: Eukaryota; Fungi; Ascomycota; Sordariomycetes; Hypocreales; Nectriaceae
Exons: 1
Coding region: 1-369 (122 amino acids)
Biological process (GO): nicotianamine biosynthetic process
Molecular function (GO): nicotianamine synthase activity
Source: RefSeq, a predicted model, not a curated record